AGGUAAAAGGACCUCUAGAGCAAGUCAUCUCGAGUCCAAACGGUAGAUGUUUUAUCCAACAUAAAAUAGUCUCAUCCAGCCCACUUAUCCGCAAAUCAAAUGUAGCCCGUUUUGUAUAUGCAAACUGACUAAAUAAUCUUUUAAGCUAGAAUAUAUAUCCGACACUUUUCAUGAAAAUCUACUCAGCAUACCCAAUAUCAAACAACUUAGGAUUGGAACAUUGCCUAAAUUGUGAGAAAUUACUACUAGAUCCUUAUACUAAGAUAACACCAAACCAGUUCAACAUCAUACAGAAUUAUAGUGCAGGAGUUCUAAGUCAGUCAAACUUGGAACAUCCUCUCAAACUUUAGCCAAACCCCAAAACCUUUUCAUUGUCUUUCCUUUUUGUCAACUUCUAUUUGUUCAGUCAGCACAUCUAUUUGUUUACUAAUUCUGUUUCUUUCACAGAUAAUAGUCCGGCCGGCCAAUCGGGUUGCUCUCACUCAGUCACUCUCCUAUCUGCAACAAUGCGUAUUGUUUUACUACAGAGCCCAAUACCGCCUUCAAUAUUCUAUUCUAUUAUUUUCUUCACCCACCAGCACAAAAUCAGUUAGUUCUCAUAAUUAAUUUUCUUCUACUUUAUUUACAUAACUGAAUUCUUUUACAAAAUAACAGAAAUGGUUGGUGUUGUACUAGCUGCUCUUCUAUUUCAUGUUAUGCCUUGUUUAUCUCAGGAUGGCAGCUCUUUCAGUCUUUCUUACAAUGGGGGGAACAUCUUGACACAACCGGUGACUAUCUCUCUGAUAUGGGUCAGUACUGAUUGGCAUGAAUCGAGCCAAGAAGCUAUACGAAAUUCAAUUACUUCUUUAACCCAAUCGCGGUAUGAUCAAGUUAGUGGUUCCGACGUACCAACUUUAGGAAACUGGUGGGAGAUCAUUAGACAGUACACAGACGGUUCAAAUUCUCCUGUGACUGACAAAGUAGAUGUUGGCUCCGAGUGUUUCUACAUUGGUCCUCACCUCGACAUGACUCUAGACCAAGUGGUUGGAAUUGGGAGAUCAGUCUUCAACAAGACCUCCAUUGAUGAGUUUGGAGGGAACUUAACUUGUACUGGAGUUUUCGAAGUAAAUGACAGGACUAUCUAUCAUGUUCUGUUCUCUCACUCAGUAAAUUUUCAACAUGGAGAGAACCAGAGGAAACUGAUGGAGUUGUGUAGGGGGGAUUUUGCAGUCCCAGUCUCUGCUGAUGUGGAUGUGAAAAUGGCAUGGGCUAGAGCCCCUCAAAACCCCAAUGACCAGUGCUCGACGUUUUUUCGCGGAGAUUAUUACUUGGGACCGCCUAAUGGCGAUGAGAAGAUUGAUAGCUUAGUGGGUUAUAUACUGAGUAACAUCGCCGAGAAGGUUACAAAUCGCGAUGGAAGAGGGUGGGUUGGCAACGAUGGAAGUGACCAGACAGUUAGUUCUUCCUGUGCUGCUUUGUUUCCAGGAGAGAGAGCCGGUCCACCUCUUUUCAUGGAUAUGGAGAGGAAUGUUAGCUUCAAUGUAGUUGGCUUGAAUGGCUAUAGAUACAUGGUGCAAUACAUUUGGGAUCAAAAAAUCAAGAAUUGUGCCCUAAAACCCUCAGAAAUCUGUGGAACUAACGCACUUACUUUCAAGCAGCCAAAAGGGUAUUUGAGUACAGGGAUCGUAGCGAAUCACACCACCGGUUUGCAGCCAUACCCACCAAAUCAGAAGUGUCGGUGGAAAAUCCAGUACCUGACUGCAAAGUUCAUUGGAUUUACUAUCAACUACCUCUCACUUGCAGCAGACACCUAUGAUCAACUCAAAAUCUGCCAAUCUGAUUCAGGCCCUGCACAAUGCUCAAUUUUUCACUCAAAUGGUGAAAACUUCAACAAGAACUUCAAGAUAACUGGUUCAAAAGCUUACGUUGAGUUCACAAGUGGUGAAUCUGUAUCAUCAUUCGAGUCAACAGGAUGGGAGCUCACUUACUCUGCAGGACUAUGCAGCGGAAAGGAAGAUGUUUCUGACCAAAAAGGCAUUAUCGGCUACUCUCCAUCUGCUGGUUAUUCCUAUGCAGAAGGACUAAGUUGCCAAUGGAUCCUCCAUGGCAAAGCAGGAACACCGGUUACUUUGAGCUUCACUCACAUCAACAUCUCAAAAGACUUCGAUUUCCUUGCUAUAAACAAUGACAGAAUGCAACAAGUAGCUAACUUUUCUGGGAUUUACUCGGGUUCUGAUCUCCCACAACUGAACUUAACCGGUGAAGUCACAAUUGAAUUUGCCACUCAAACAGGUACCGGUGAAGGUUGGUCAGCCAACUUCUACAUAUCUUCCCCGGUUGAUCAGAACAGAAAAGCAUUCCUCGUAGUGAUAGUUAUCGUUCUAGGAUUUGUUGCGAUAAGCGUUUCUCUGGCUUUAGUUGCACUAGCAUUGAUCAAGAGUAGAAAGUAUGAACCCCACGGGAUGGACUUGAAUGAGAAUUGUAUGUUAAUGAGAGCAGAGGUGAGUCAGGAGGGGGGUCAAAUUGGGGAAGGACCUUCUUCAAUUGUUUACAGAGCUGUUUCAACAGAUGGGAUAUCCAUAGCCAUCAAAUCUCCCAAACAACCAACUUCAGGGAAAAGACUAGAAGAAGAGAUCCUGAUCAAGGCUUCAUCUCACCCAAACAUCAUUUCCUUAGUGGGGUACGGUGAAGAUGGUACUCGAGGGCGAUAUUUGGUAUUUGAAUUCAUGGAUAGGGGGAGUUUGAGCCGGAACUUGAAAGAAAGAGGCGAAAUGCUUGAUUGGGAGAAGAGGUUAGCAAUAGCAUUACAAAUUUCCUCUGCAAUUCAAAUGCUGCACAUGUACUUAAGACCACCAAUAUAUCAUGGGAACAUAAGUAGUGAAAACAUUCUUCUUGACGAGGACUACAAUGCAAAGUUGGGAGGUUUCGGGGCUUCAAAAUAUUGCACGAAUGAGGGGUUGAAUCCCGAAAUGCCAUCAGAGAUGGAUGAAGAUAUUCGGAGUUUUGGGUUAUUGCUAGUUGAGCUUCUCAAAGGGGAGCCUAUUUUCAAUGGAAAUGAGAGUUGUGAAUUUUUGCGGAAUUUUGAAGGGAGUGAUGAGGUUCUAGGACGCGGUCAAGAGUGGCUUGAUCCACGUUUGAGUAUUCCCGGGGAAGAAUGGAAGGUCAUGGGUCUAGCAAAAUUGGGUGAAAUAGCGAAAUGGUGCAUUGGUGGCGGCGGUGGCGGCGGCAGCUGGAGAGUUGGGAUGGAUGGGAAUAGGCCUAAGAUUGGUGAUCUUGUUUCAGGUUUGGAACAAGUGAAGCAAUUGUUUUGUUGUUCUUCAGGCCAAGGGUAAGAUCUGGGGAGAAACAGAAGUUGAGGUGUGAAACAUUUGAAGAUAAAGGUACUAAACAUUUGUGUGGAUUUGUAUACUCCUGUAAGUUUAAAUAAAACUUUGUGGUGAAAGUGAGUAAUGAUGGAACUACAUGCAACAUGUAUUUUGUAAUCCAUGGAGUGUUAAAUCAAUGGGUUAAAAGUGGCAAUAUAAAUGCAAAAUGGUAGGAUCAAUAAGAAAUACAUAAAUUAAUUACAAA
This is a messenger RNA of Camellia sinensis, 3549 nucleotides long. RefSeq lists its product as uncharacterized. Gene Ontology annotation, molecular function: protein kinase activity; ATP binding. Lineage: Eukaryota; Viridiplantae; Streptophyta; Magnoliopsida; Ericales; Theaceae. Gene Ontology annotation, biological process: protein phosphorylation. The record is from RefSeq and is a predicted model, not a curated record. Gene Ontology annotation, cellular component: plasma membrane.